AUCUAGGAAGGGCGGGGCAAGAAACAGCAAACGAAGGGUGCUUCUGGCCUAGCGGACAAUCCUGUCUGAAUUCAGGUCAUUUCGGGUGGCUUAAUGUCGCAAAACGGAGCUGAUCCUGAGCAGAGCCAGCAGGCGUCAGAAGCGGAUGCCAUGGCAGUGACCUUCCGGGCGAGCGAACACCAGCAUAUUCGCUACAAUCCGCUCCAGGACGAGUGGGUGUUAGUGUCGGCCCAUCGCAUGAAGCGGCCCUGGCAAGGACAAGUGGAGCCUCAGCCUUUGGAGACAGUGCCUCGCCAUGACCCACUCAACCCGCUGUGUCCCGGGGCCACACGAGCCAACGGGGAGGUAAAUCCACUCUAUGAUGGCACCUUCCUGUUUGACAAUGACUUCCCAGCUCUGCAGCCCAAUGCUCCAGAUCCAGGACCCAGUGAUCAUCCUCUUUUCCGUGCAGAGGCCGCCAGAGGAGUUUGUAAAGUCAUGUGCUUCCACCCCUGGUCGGAUGUGACGCUGCCACUCAUGUCCAUCCCUGAGAUCCGAGCUGUCAUCGAUGCCUGGGCCUCAGUCACAGAGGAGCUGGGUGCCCAGUACCCUUGGGUGCAGAUCUUUGAAAACAAAGGAGCCAUGAUGGGUUGUUCUAACCCCCACCCCCACUGCCAGGUCUGGGCCAGCAGCUUCCUGCCAGAUGUUGCCCAGCGUGAAGAGCGAUCUCAGCAAAGCUUUCACAGCCAGCAUGGAAAGCCUCUGUUGUUGGAAUAUGGCCACCAAGAGCUCCUCAGGAAGGAACGCUUGGUCCUAUCCAGUGAGCAUUGGCUCGUCCUGGUCCCCUUCUGGGCAGUGUGGCCUUUCCAGACUCUACUGCUGCCCCGGCGGCAUGUGCGGCGGCUGCCUGAGCUGACCCCUGCUGAACGUGAUGAUCUAGCUUCCAUCAUGAAGAAGCUCUUGACCAAAUAUGACAACCUAUUUGAGACAUCUUUUCCCUACUCCAUGGGCUGGCAUGGGGCUCCCACGGGAUUAAAGACAGGAGCCACCUAUGAGCACUGGCAACUGCAUGCGCAUUACUACCCCCCACUGCUACGUUCUGCUACUGUCCGCAAGUUCAUGGUCGGCUAUGAAAUGCUUGCCCAGGCUCAGCGGGACCUAACUCCUGAACAGGCUGCAGAAAGAUUAAGGGCGCUCCCUGAGGUACAUUAUCGCCUGGCAAAGAAAGACAAGGAAACAGCAACCAAGGCUUGACUUGUGAUGACAGCAGAGCCUUGAAUCUUUCUGCCCGAGAGAACUGGGACCUGGAGUUUGGGCAACUGUGACAUCAAUAAAAACUCCAUCUCAGAUUUCAA
Microtus oregoni (creeping vole) is the source of this 1334-nucleotide messenger RNA. RefSeq names its product galactose-1-phosphate uridylyltransferase (gene Galt). Gene Ontology annotation, biological process: beta-D-galactose catabolic process via UDP-galactose, Leloir pathway. The coding region runs from base 94 to 1233 and encodes 379 amino acids. Gene Ontology annotation, molecular function: zinc ion binding; UDP-glucose:hexose-1-phosphate uridylyltransferase activity. The transcript is spliced from 11 exons. Lineage: Eukaryota; Metazoa; Chordata; Mammalia; Rodentia; Cricetidae. The record is from RefSeq and is a predicted model, not a curated record. Gene Ontology annotation, cellular component: cytoplasm.